AGAAGAACCAGCUAGAGGCUCUGCACUUCGUCUUUGUCUUCCUGCAGCCCAGACGCUCACAGCCCCCUGCUGGACCAGAGGCCUCCGGAGAGGAGAGAGCAGAAGGCCCUCGGAACCUGAGGCCACAGUGAGAGCUUCACUGAGAACAGAAAAUCCUUUGACGUGUGGCGACAGCUCUCAUUCUCCCACAGGCAAAAUGAACACGGAUUUGAUGCCGCAGAAUCUGCUGGACACCCAGGCAGGGAAAGCAUUAUGCAAGGCUGGUGUCAGUCUGCAAAGGGACGAAGAUGACAUUCUUCCAUAUGAAGAUGUGGAGUGGCAAGAUGGUGACCUGUCAGCUGAAGAAAGAAUAUUUUUGGAAGAGUUUCCCAUCUUGAAAGGGGAGCUGGAAGUGGGCAUCAGAAAGCUUCAUACCCUUGCAGACCAGGUCGACACAACCCACAGAACACUCACCAAGACCAGCAUAGUGGCCAAUUCCAUCACUGUGGUCUCAGAAGUCAUGAGCAUCCUGGGCUUGGUCCUCGCUCCGGCAGUAGCAGGAGGAAGCCUGGUACUCUCCGCUGCUGGUAGAGUUUUGGGGAAAGCAGGGGAGAUCACCAGCAUCUUGACCAACGUUCUGGAACGCUUUCACAGUCAAGAAGCCCAAGCUUAUGUCGGUAGCCUAGUGCCCACCCGUGCCCAAGAGGUCAGGGGAGCUGGGGCAGCCUAUGUCUUGGCUGCCGGAAAGGUGGUCCAGGAUUGUGAAAGCACCGUCAAGGAUAUCCGGAAGAGCAUCCGUGCCUUUCAGAUAGCCAGGGCCAACCCGCGCCUGGCCGCUGCCGCCAAGAAUCUCCUGACCACUGGCCAAGUCUCAGCCCGGAGGAGCAGGCAGGUGCAAAGGGCUUUUGAAGGUACCACGCUGGUGAUGAAAACAAAGGCUCGCUUGCUGGGUACUGCAAUGGCUGGCUUCUCCCUCAGCGUGGUCUUGGCCUCCCUCCUGAAGGACUGGAAACAGCUGAAGGAGGGAACAAAAUCAGAGCUUGCGGAAGAGCUAAGGGCGCAGGCUUGGGAGCUGGAAAGGAAGCUGACAGAAUUCACCCAGUGCUAUGAGAGCCUGCAGCAGAAGAAACUCUCCCAAGAAAAAAAGCCUGUGAGCUCGUCUUCGGAAGGAACCAUGGGGACUGUACCUCUGCCACCAGGGAAAGCAGGAUCCCAGGGGACAGGAGAGGAUGAAGACAAUUGAGCCCAGGGGUCUCUGAGUGGAAGAAAAGGGGACCACGGCGGUGGUGGGGCCAGGUUGGCAGAGGCAAUGCCUGGAGACUCAGCAGCUGACAGGUCUACAAGGGUGUUGAGGGCACUGUCAGUGGUGAGUGUCACACUGUAAGUUAAGGGAGGUCAGCCUGUCCCAUCCCGCCCUCCUUCAUGUGUGUAACUCAUUUCCUGGACCCCUUCACCGCCCCUGCUCCCUCCCUCGCAUGCAGAGUCAGCCCAUGUGAAACGUGUAUUAUUUGACCCCAGGCCCUGUAUUAAGUGCUGACACCAGAUGGAAGGGCUCUGGGAAUGAAGGGUAUGCUGGGUUCUCUCUUUUGUAUCAACUCAGCUUGUGUUGGCCCUCUGUCCUCCCCCUCCCCGACCUGGGCAGUAAUCGCUGGAGAAGAUCCUGGGUUUGCACAUAAAAGGAUGUCACCGCAACCUGCUCGGCCUGAUUCCCAUCAGGAAGGAGCCCCUCCAUCCUCCCCACAACAGAAGUUCUUGGGCUCCUCAAGACACAGGAACCUGUAGGAACUCUCCUGGCUUCCCCGUUCACCCAUCUUACACCUAUUUUUUUCUUUUCUAUGUUUCAGCUGCUAUUUUAAAAGUAGUGUAUGGACAUUCAGUACAACUUUUUAAAAUACAGGAAACUAAAGAAUAGGGGGAAAGGGGCUUCCCUGGUGGCGCAGUGGUUGAGAGUCCACCUGCCGAUGCAGGGGACACGAGUUCGUGCCCCGGUCCGGGAGGAUCCCAUAUGCUGCGGAGCGGCUGGGCCCAUGAGCCAUGGCCGCUGAGCCUGCGCGUCCGGAGACUGUGCUUCACAAAGGGAGAGGCCACAACAGUGAGAGGGUGCUGGUAUUUUGGUGGAGAAUUUUCUUUCUGUGCUUUUCUUGCUUUGGACAGUACUGCCUGCUGGGGACCCUCUCUCAAGGCUGCAUUGUAGAGUAGAUUUUUUUUCUGUAACUCACUGAGUUUUCUUUCUCUUGCAUUCUCAACUCCCUCAUUUGCCUACAGAUCUAUAACUUUCCAUUUUGUUGUUUUCACUUAGCAAUGUUUUCUACCCUUCCAUGUUUCACAGAGUUUUUAUAGACAUUACUUUUCCAUGUUGCAAAAUAUUCUCUUGACUGUACCUACAACGCUUUAAUUAGACAUAUAUUGGUCAUCAUUUUGUUAAGUGGCCAAAACCAAUUCAAACUGGCCUAUGACAAAGAGAGGACUUUAUUGGCUCAUGUACUUAAAAAGCUUAGGGGAACAGUGGGCUUCAGGUGCGUGUGGAUCCAGAGGCUAAAAAUGAUGUCAUCAAGCAUCUGUCUUUCCAUUUCUCACACAGACUUCCGCCCCAUUCAGGCACCGUGGCCUCAGCACCUCCAGGUGUGCCUGCUGCCAGCUGGGGGACUCCCACAUGGAAAGGGGCGGGGCAAAAGUCCAGGGACCCACUCUGACUGGUCAGGACUGGGUCAUGU
This is a messenger RNA of Orcinus orca (killer whale), 2693 nucleotides long. Its product is annotated as apolipoprotein L6. Gene Ontology annotation, biological process: lipid transport; lipoprotein metabolic process. NCBI's taxonomy places the organism in Eukaryota, Metazoa, Chordata, Mammalia, Artiodactyla, Delphinidae. The record is from RefSeq and is a predicted model, not a curated record. The coding region runs from base 197 to 1222 and encodes 341 amino acids. Gene Ontology annotation, cellular component: membrane; extracellular region. The transcript has 4 exons. Gene Ontology annotation, molecular function: lipid binding.